This is a messenger RNA of Armigeres subalbatus, 495 nucleotides long. RefSeq names its product protein suex-1-like. The transcript is spliced from 2 exons. Bases 52 to 453 code for a protein of 133 amino acids. The record is from RefSeq and is a predicted model, not a curated record. Lineage: Eukaryota; Metazoa; Arthropoda; Insecta; Diptera; Culicidae.
CGCAACGGGUUUUCCCGUUCGUUUGAAGAAAGUAAGUGGUACGAUAUAAAUAUGGAAGUCGCCCUCAGCAGAGCAUCAGUUAUUCAGGAGCAAGGUUCGCAACACCAGAUUUUUUCCAAACAUCUUCAUUCGUACAAUACUCAUUUCAAAAUGAUAAAGAUCAUUUGCUUGUUCGUGGUUCUUGCAGUGGCAAUGGCUCAACCAAUGCCAGAAAGUAAAAGCGAAAAAUCAGUGGCGCCAGUGAGCAGCGAAAUGCAAGCAACAGAAGGGUCGGGAGAUUUGGAUAAAGCUGAAACAUUUGGAUUCGGUUACCACAAGCAUUACUACGUUGCACCACGAUUCUAUGGAGGGUAUUAUGGCGGGUAUUCGGGGGGAUACUAUCCUCACUAUGGACACCAUUAUGGUGGAUAUUACCCGUAUUCGCCUUAUUAUGGAUAUUCUCAUUACUAUUAGACUGAUUUAACGCUGAAUAAAUGAAUACAAAUUAAAACCUCA